This is a messenger RNA of Stegastes partitus (bicolor damselfish), 522 nucleotides long. RefSeq names its product transmembrane protein 88b-like (gene tmem88bl). Bases 1 to 522 code for a protein of 173 amino acids. Gene Ontology annotation, molecular function: PDZ domain binding. The transcript has 2 exons. The record is from RefSeq and is a predicted model, not a curated record. Lineage: Eukaryota; Metazoa; Chordata; Actinopteri; Pomacentridae. Gene Ontology annotation, cellular component: plasma membrane.
AUGUGCGGCAUGGACGUGGACCUGGACGACGGCGGCUCGGCUGAGGAGGAGAAAGAGGAGGAGUUCUGGAUGGGGGAGGGAGUGAAGAUGCUGCCCCCUCCUGUGGCCCACAGCGGGGGGAGUGCGUGGGGCAGCCGCCGGGGCAGGUGUGGCUGCGUGGCCUGCGGGGCGGCUCUCAUCCUCUGGAACCUGUGCGUGGUCUUGGCCAGUGCUCUGCUGCUGGCCGUGGUCUUCUCCGUGGUGCUGCUGCCGGCGGUGCUGCUGCUCUACGCCGGGUUCCUCUGUCACUCCAGGGUCCUUGAUGCCCCCUCCGCCAUCUGCCGUUACCUCGACGACAACAGCUGCUCCGCCCUCAUCAUCCUGGGCUUUGUGAUGAUGUCUCCGCUCGUGGUCGUGGCCGCUGCAGUUUUCUGCGGCCUGCUGCGGAGGUUUCGACUCCUGCUCUUCAUCCAGCCCAUCACGCGCGCCUGGUACCGGGGGAGGCUGCUGGACUGGGCGGGCAGCCUCCACGCCUGGGUCUGA